AUGGACCUCGACGGCGCCCCACUCUGCAGGGUCUGCCGCUCCGACGACCCCGCCCUCGGCCCGCUCUUCCAUCCCUGCCGAUGCACGGGCUCGAUCGCCCAUGUCCACCAGGACUGCCUCUCCACCUGGCUGAGCCACUCCAAGAAGUCCUCCUGCGAGCUGUGCGGCCACCUCUUCAGCUUCGAGAAGGUCUACAAGCCCGGCUCGCCUGCCCGGCCCCCGCUCACCACCAUCACCAUCCAGGCCCUCAUGGAAAUCACACGCUUCGUACUCCUCCUCGCCCGCGCUCUCCUCGUCGGCCUCUGCUGGCUCGCCGUCGUUCCCUGGACCGUCGUCUGGGUCUCAUCCGCUUACUGGAAGGCCGCCGAUUGGUUUGCGUUCGGCCUAACAUCUAACAUCGAUCAAUUAUCCAGCUCCUCCAACAGCUCGUCCAAACCCUCAUCAUCCAUCAACAACUCAUCUUCCUCACCAACUACCCCCCAUCUCAAGCCAUCAAGCCCUAAUUCCACCUGGAUAACCCACCUCGUCCCGUCGCUAGAGCUAGACCCGAACUCGAUCGCCCUGGACAUCUUCCAAGGCCAACUGAUCACCUGCGCGAUCAUCCUCAGCUUUGUCGUCAUCUUCCUCCUCCGAGAAUGGAUCCUCCAAAACACCCCUCCGCCCGACCUGGUCCGACUCGCUGAAGACGAAGAACUCAUCCACCACGGCCAACCGCUACUCGAUCCGCCUGCUGCUGCACCUGCGCCCGCGGAACCACCAGUCGAGCAGCCCGGAGAGACCGCUGAUCAGCAGCUUCCUCUAGACGAAAGCCUCGACCAGCCCACUAGCACUGAUCAUCUUCCUCCAGACGAAAGCCCCGAGCCGAGCAAAACGCCCGACUUAGACCAGUCCGUCAACCUGACUCCCCUACCUCCGCCCAGUCAGGCCGCGUAUCCGGCCAGCAAACCUCUCGCUCCGGAACACUUUUGGGGCCAAGCCGAUCAGAAGACCGCUUUCCACGAAGAGCAGCAGCUGGCGGCCACCCCAGGGCUGCUCGAGCUAGCCGACCCGGGGCUAGGCAUGCCCUUCUACAAGCCGCACGACCCGAUCGACUCGGACAUCUUCUGCCACCGCAUCCUCGUUACCUCUGCCUACCUGCUCCUGCUCGCCGAUCCCGAUGACGCUCCUUCCCUGGCCACGCCCUCCACGUCUUCGCCCCCCUUCGGCGCCCCUGAUCCUAGCCAAAAGCGGCUCAUAAACGCCUGGACCAGACUUGCCGCGGCCACCAUCCUGCAUCCCUCGACCCACAUCCCCGAGCCGAUUCUGCAGCUCCGAGCGCACCUCUCAUGCGACGACCAUCCCGAGCCCGCGCCCACCCACCUCCAAGAGAUCGAAUUCAACUGGACCCGCGCUCUGCUCAACGACCCCAAGAUCUGCAGACACAUCCAGCACCUCUUCAACCCCCGCUGCACCCCCAACACCCGGCCCGAGCGCUCGCAGGACGAAGUCCGGACCGCCGGGCUGGUCUACAGCCUGCUCUCGAUCUACUCCGCCAUCGACAGUCUCAGCAUGAUCCACGAGAGCACAGACGAGGAGGAAGAAGAGGAAGAGGACGAGGGGUCAGAGACCGGAUACCGACGUAUCGCCGACCUCAUCCGCCUCUUCGUCCUCCCCUUACUAGACGUCCCUCAUCCCGAACGACAAAGUGUCCGACUGGGCCGUCUCGAGGCUCACAUCCACCGUCUCAUCCGCUCCCACGACCCCAGUGACCCUGCGGGACAUCCUUCCAUCGCCGAGCUCAAACACGAUGUCCUUGAGGUCCUCGUCGACCAGCACGUGCUUGCUGCGCUAUGUAAUAGUGCUACGUUUCGUAGAUAUAGUCGCGGAAUGGCGGCGGACGACAACCUGUUCACAAACUGGCGACUGAAAUCCACCCGCCCGUUUUCGCAGCGGGUUCUGGACUCACAGCGGGUGCUGAAUCCGGAGAACGACCUGAGCGCAAUCACGCUCCAACUGAUCAAUUGCAAAGCGCCCAUCAUGCCCCGGUUGGAGUCCAGCACGCCGGAUGAAGGUGUGGCGUGGAUCGACCGGGCGACGCUCGAUCACAAGAUGUUGGUCACCUCUGCGUACUUGCUCCUGUCUGCCAACGUCGCCGCCGAUACGGCUUACCCGGCCCUGCAAAGCCCGGCGCUGCUCGAUGCACUGGCAUCUCCAAGCGUGAACCCGCCUGGGGAGAUCGCCCUCUUACAGGCCUGGCUCAAGCUGGCCAAAAGCUGCACCACAGCGCCCCCGGAAGACCUGCUCCAGCGGUUCAAGACUUUCACGCUGCGGUCCGCGCCAGCAGCGGGCGACGACCGGGUGCACAGCUUCCAACGGUUGGAGACGGAGUGGCUGGCACGGCUGCUCAUCGACCCCACGCUUGCCCGGUUCGUCGUCCUGGUCCUCGCCCAGCCCACCAUCGAGGACGAACGGGAGACGGGCCGACAGGACUUCCAUACGGCCCGCUUCUUCCUCCUCAAACUGCUCUACGUCCACACCGCUCUCGACACCCUGGUCCCCCGCGCCGAGAGCACACAGGCAGGCACGAUAUACAAACUUGCGUCCGACGUCCUGGCCCAGCAUCUCGACCGUUUAAAUAGCGAGCCGCCAGAAACAGUGAUGCCGGUCCAAGAGAUCGUCCGCCAGACCCGCUUCCUCUUGGACGCCUGUCCCCCCGCUCUGCCCACCCCCUCCUCCUCCGACGCUGGCUCCGGCAGCGGCGACAAAACAGACCACAACACGGUCUGGGCCGAGAUCCUGGUUGCGCGGAUGAAGCGAGGCAUUGUUGCCAUCCUUGCGCGCCAGAACGUUUUGGGCAUGGUCGUCACCGACCGCCGGUUUGGGACGUAUGCCCGUGCCAUGCUGUCUGAGCCCGAUCUCUUCGCCCGAGUCUCCACGCUUCCGGGUCUUGACCAGCCCGACGACGAGGAGCUGGAGGUGCUCGGCUGCGACCGGGCCGACAAGGGCAAAGAGAAGGCCCCAGACCUGCCCGCUGAACCCGCCCCGGAAGAGUCCCUGGUGAAGUCCGAGCUCUCCUCCCAUGUCGAUCCCUUCGAGUGGCUCGAAGAUAAGCCAUUGUCUUCUAGUCGGGCCUCCAGCACUCAUCCUGAUGGCAACAAAGAUCUCGUCGCUGGUGAUCCGGAGGACGACGUUGGCCCUUCUUUAACCGCCCACCUCGCCUCGACUCGAUCAGUGUCUCCUGUGGAAAACAUCGCAUUGGCCGGCGACGGGCCAUCAUCAUCGAAUCAGGUAAGGAUCGGGACUCCGGCUCCUGGAAGGCAGCCGCUCAUCGCCCAUCCGCCCGCGCCCGUGGGGGAAGAAAAUGGCGAGAUGGACCGGGGGCGACUACAAGUAGCAGAACGUGCCGUUGCGGGUCGGUUGCCAGGGCUUGGACCGGGCCCCGGGCUGGCGGACGGGUUUGUGUUCGACGGCGCCGGCGCCGGCGGCGCGAACGCUGCCGACGACGAGCUCUUGGCCGAAGACAUCGACGGCAUCCUCGAGCUCAUCGGGAUGAAAGGCAGUCUCCUCAUGCUUGCCCAGAACGUCGGCCUCAUGACUAUGCUCCUCUCCCUCUCCCUCCUCGCUUUCGUCCAUCUCCCACAUAUGAUUGGAAAGAUCGCUGUCUUGUCCAAAGCGCAUCGGUUGCUGGCUCCGCCCUUCAAAGGAUUGUUGAUCCUCCAGCGCUAUGUCCAUCGGUUGUUGGACUAUUUGUCGGAUUAUGUCAAGCUCCACUUGCUCCGAAAUUACGAACCCCCUGCACAGCUCCAGCAACUUUGGACCUUCGCCGGCUCGCCAAAAAAGUCGUUUUCAGGGCUCUCCCAAUUACUUAAUCGAUGGCCCUUCACCGAACUCGUCGGGUUAAGCAAGACGUUGGCUGAUCAGGCGCGGCCGUUUCUCCCAGAUUCCUCCUCGUUGAAUGCCGUCUGGCAUGUGAUUGUCGAGCGGGUUGAGGAGCGACUGAAUGGGAUCGCGUAUGGCUCGAAGCCAGUCGACCGGGCGCUUGCCGUCUUACUUGGCUACUUCGAGCUGGCCUUGAUGAGCUUGUUCUACCUCUCCUCCGGCCUCGACCAACAGCGGGCGCGGUUUGUGAGCGAGACGAUCGUGAACGGGAUGCAGCAACAACUGCUGAUUGCCAAAGUGGGCAUCUUCAUCUUUGUCGAGCUCGUCAUCUUCCCCUUCCUCUGCGGCCUCCUCCUCAACUUCACCACCAUCCCCAUCUUCGCCAAUGCCACGCUCACCACCCGGCUCGAGCUCUACAGCUCCUCGCCUUACUCGGCUAUCCUCAUCACCUGGCUCGUCGGCACUUGCUUCAUGUUCAGCUUCGCCAUCCUCGUCAGCACCUGUCGCGAAUCUCUCCGUGCCGGCGUCUGUUGGUGGAUUCGAGACCCGUCGGAUGAUCGGUUCAAUCCGAUCAGGGAAAUCCUCGAGCGCUCGGCUUGGAGCCAAGUCAAGAAGAUCACCGCCUCAGCCAUCAUGUAUGGUGCCGUGGUCGUCUUCGGACUGGGCUCAAUCGUCUUCAAUCUCGUCUUCUUCACCGGCACCCUUCCCUUGCGCAUCCAUGCCGAUCGACCCAUCUCUAGCUCGGCCUUGGAUCUCGUGAUCUACCAGACUUUUCUGCCCUUCUUCUUGGAAUGCUUCCAGCCUCGUACACGGCUGAAGGAGUGUCUGCAAGCCGUCAGUCGCUACAUGGCCCGCCAACUCCGGCUGACUUGUUUUCUGUAUGGCGAGCGACGGAUCGCCGAGGAGACGACGCUCGAGGUGGUUGAGUUUGGCGCCGAUGGCCAGAUCCGGCCGGUUGAACGGCGGGCGCGAUUAUCGCGGCUGCUGUUCUUCAAAUCGGGCGCCUGCCGCCCAUCAGGGAAGAACAACGAAUAUCGGGGGCAGUCUCGGCGGCUGUCGAAGAGCACCUUGAGUCGCCGACGGAAGUGGGCGGGGGGCUCGUUUGCGCGGGUGCCAGCGUCGGACGCGGUGAAAGUAGUCCCGGGCCGGAAGAUGCACAUCCCGGUGCAUGUGGACGGGACGCCGAUCGACCCGGCAGACCAGGCGAUCAUCGAGCAGCAGCAAGCCGAGGCGCGCGAGGAUGGCGGGGUGGCGGGCGGAGAGCAGUACACGAUCGUAUAUCUGCCCCCGCACUUCCAGGCCCGGAUGGUCGUGUACGUGGUCUUCAUGUGGGCUGCCGCCGUCCAUCUGGGCUGGCUCGCCAUCGGCCUCCCUCUGCUCUUCGGCCGCCUCCUCCUCGACCGCGUCUUUCUCGCCGACCAGCCGGAGCCGCACGACGUCUACGCCUAUGCCCUCGGCGUCCUCUGCUCGGCCCUCGUCCUGCUACUCGGCGCCAAGGGCUGGGCGGCCUAUGCGAGUCUCUUCUCGCCGCCUAUUGGCGGCGGGGAGUCGGAUGAAUGGGGCGCGAUGAAGCCGGGGGAUCUUUCGGACGACGAGGACUCCGAGGAUGAGGCGGGCUCUGAGUCCGGGGCCUCGGACACGGGGCCCGCAAGAAGAUCGGUGUGGACGCGGCUGGGCCCGCUGCUGGCCACGGCCGGCCACAGCCUGCUGCUGCUCGGGGCCGGCGGGCUCGGGCUGCCGGUGCUGGCCGCCGUGGUGGUCGACCUGUACGUGCUCGGCUCUUUCAAGCGUUUCUCGCCCGGCCUGCCCGUGCUCGUCCUGCUCGAGGCGUGGACGUACGGCUGCAUCUACCUGGCCAUCGCCGCCCGGCUGCUUCAUCUGGUCGCACCCACCCAUCCGCUCGCCCUAGCUCUGGACCAGGUCCUCAUUCGGUGGCGCGCCGGCGACCUUGCUCGCACCGUCCGCGAGAUCAACACCGGCCUGGUGGUGCCCGUCGGCUGCCGACUCAUACUAUCGCUCCUGUUGCCCUUCCUUCUAAUCCACCCCCUCGUCCACUUCCUCCUGCGCGAAGGAGAGAUACUCAGAGCAGUCCAACUAGCCCUCCCUCAACCCGGCCCGGACAUCGUCGAUCUCUGUGCCCGCUUACAUGCACGCAUCUAUCCCCUCAUCCUCUUCGCCGCCUCGCUCUUCUUCCUCGCUAGGGCCACCGGACGGGCGCUGAGGACCUGGAUCGAGAAGGUUAGGGACGACAGGUUCCUCGAGAACCGCAGACUCAAAAAUUAUGAUCCCCCCGAUGGUCUUGCCGGACGCGCGGAUGCAACGAGCGAUGGGGCUGAAGCGCUGGGUAAAUAA
Molecule: messenger RNA, 6210 nt
Organism: Puccinia triticina
Lineage: Eukaryota; Fungi; Basidiomycota; Pucciniomycetes; Pucciniales; Pucciniaceae
Exons: 7
Coding region: 1-6210 (2069 amino acids)
Cellular component (GO): endoplasmic reticulum membrane
Molecular function (GO): zinc ion binding
Source: RefSeq, a predicted model, not a curated record